Messenger RNA from Lycium barbarum (goji berry), 912 nucleotides. Its product is annotated as protein neprosin-like. The annotation marks the transcript as partial. The record is from RefSeq and is a predicted model, not a curated record. The transcript has 6 exons. NCBI's taxonomy places the organism in Eukaryota, Viridiplantae, Streptophyta, Magnoliopsida, Solanales, Solanaceae.
ACUUUACUGAUACUGUAUUUUCUUCUGAGUUAUAACGGAGUUCAAGGAAAAAUAAAGUUAUCUAAACUGAAAGAUUUAGAGUUGGAGGAGCAGCUUAAACUACUCAACAAGCCAUCGGUCAAAAUUAUUAAGAGUCAACAUGGAGACACAUAUAAUUGCGUGAAUUUCUACAAACAACCAGCAUUUAAUCAUCCACUAUUAAAGAAUCACAAUUUUCAUCCGGAGGCAUGUAAUUCAAGUACUUUUGCAACUGAUUGGUCAUCGAGGAUAUGGUCAAAAGAUGGUGGUUGUCCUUUUGGAACAGUUCCUAUUAGAAGAUUGACUAAAGAAGAUCUUAUUAGACAACGAAACAUGCCACCACCAGAAGAUGUAACAUAUGUCACUAAUUUGACUACCCUUGCUAUAGUUCGAAUUCAAGAAAAUCAAUACUACAGGUUUACAAGAGCUGGAAUGUCAACUAAUAUAUAUAAUCCUCAUGUUGAAGGUAAACAGCACAGUGCAAGUCGAUUGAAAAUUCAAAAUGGACCAGACAUUUUACAAGUUGGUUGGAGAGUGGAUCUGACUCUUUAUGGAGAUACUAAAACUAGGCUUUUUGCUCAUUUUCAAGCUGGCAAUACACAUUGUUUCAAUACACUAUGCCCGCGAUUUGUACUAGUAAACCGUGGGCUUAAUACCUAGAUGGACCCUUAAACUUGACAUGUUUUGUAAGAUAGGCAUAUAAACUUAUAAGGUGACCAGAUAAACACUUAAACUUACUCAAAGUGCAUUUUUCAAGUUUUUCAGUUGUUUUGAAAACAAAAACUAUAUUUUUCAAACACUCACAAUUUUCAUGGCCAAACAAGCCCUAAAUAUAUCACAAAAUAUUUUUUUAAAAUGCAAAAAUAAGGCAAAUGCAUAUACAUGAGACUAUAA